CGCACUGACUACACGGAAGUUUUGAACAUCAAGCUUCGUAACUAGUACCUGAAAUUUACAGUGUAUAAUCAGGCAAUAUUUGUUCUCUACUAAUGAUCGAAGACAAAUUUCUGUUUGGUUUUACUGUUUUUCUAUACAACCAUAAAUACAAUAGGUUGACAGGCAAGAAUAGGUCAAAUGUGGGUCAUUUUAGGUCGGCCAUAAACACGAAAGCGGUGACAGUUUUUCCGUACACAACAGCGCGAGAGUCGUGCUGCCAUGCCACCCGCUGAAGCAGCGCCUAAGAAAAAACACGUUCGUUUCGCUAGGAUGGAAGACGGCAUUGACCACGACGAUCAGGAAGAGGAUACGCUUUUCGACAAGCGUCAAGACGUUAAGAAGGGGCUGAAAAGCGCUCUGAAGGGGGGUAAAGGGGUACUGAACCCUGGGUCUGAUCAGGUUGCUGUAGUUCGUCCCGGACGAAGCCAGCGCAAUACUGGAGCGUUCUGGCGAUGGCUGGUCAGCCUUGCGCUUUGCGCAUCGUUUCUCGGGCUGGGAAUGGCCAUCUCUGUAUUGGGCCCUACCUUUGAAGACCUGGCUAUCAAUGUCAACAAGAACAUCAGUAAUUUAUCCUAUAUAUUCGUGGGUCGUUCAUCGGGAUACAUCGGAGGUUCCCUGUUAGGAGGGAUCCUGUUUGACUGUGUGAAUCCCCACCUGCUUUUGGGCUUCUCGUUGUUAAUCACAGCAUUUGGGAUGUCUGGUACUCCUUUCUGUAAAAAGGCUUGGCUGCUCACUGUUUUGAUGUCCGGUGUGGGGGUGUCAAUGGGAGUUUUAGAUACAGGCGGUAAUGUUCUCAUACUGAAUACAUGGGGAGAACAAGCUGGACCUCACCUGCAGGCUCUGCAUUUUAGCUUUGCUGCUGGAGCCUUUGUCUCUCCAAUCAUAGCCAAGCUGCUUUUCGGCCACGGUUCCGACAAUGCCUCCAGUUACAGUACUGGUCUGCCAUUAUCCAUUUCAACGAGCACUACUCUAACAUCCAUGACGGCCUACUUUGUGAUUGGUGCUUUUGUUUUAUUGGUGUCACUCAUCUUUUUUCUGUACUCCUGCACUUCCCCCAACUCAGAUAAGACAAAAACACCUUCAGGAAAGCAGCUGUUCUCCAAACGCCAUAACAUACUCAUAUUCCUGCUGUCCUUGUUCUUUUUUUUCUAUGUUGGAAGUGAGGUGGCGUAUGGUUCCUUUAUAUUCACCUAUGGCAAGGACUAUGUUCAUAUGAAGCCAGCUGAGGCAGCAGGACUGAAUUCACUCUUCUGGGGAACGUUCGCAGCCGGUCGUGGUCUGGCCAUAUUCUUUGCAGCUUGUCUGCACCCAGGCAUCCUGAUCUUACUGAGUCUAGUGGGCACCACAGUUUCUGCGCUCCUGCUGUGUCUUUUUAGCCGAAAUUCCCCUAUGCUCUGGACGUGCACUGCUAUAUAUGGUGUCUCUAUGUCUACCACCUUUCCAAGUGGAAUUUCAUGGGUUGAGCAGUACACGACUGUGACAGGGCGGUCAGCUGCAGUGUUUGUGGUGGGUGCAGCUCUUGGAGAAAUGGUUCUGCCAGCUCUGCUGGGCUUCUUACUGGGGCAGUUGCAGGAUCAGCCAUUGCUGAUGUACCUGGCACUUGGCACAUCUACCUUUACUUCUAUCUUGUUCCCCGUCUUGUACAAAUUAGCGUCACCAGGAGGGGACGCCACUUUGCGGAAAACACCAGGGAAACGUACCAAGGAUACUGAUGACAGUGAGUACAGCCAAGCACUGCUGGACAAUGCGGAGGAAGAAGAGGAGCAGGAAAAUGAAAGUGAAGCUGACCAGUGGAAUGAUGCAGACUUUGAGGUGAUAGAGAUGGAUGAUGCCAGCCUAUUGAGCUCUCCUUCUAAAGCCUCAGUGCCACCUGAUGUUGCAGCCAGUGCACUUGCUGCCCAAUCAGUGGCCGCCCCAUUGUCGGCACCCUCGAGAGACCCCACAACCCUGGCCUCUCUGUCUAACACAUUGCCCUUCUCCACAGACUCUCCCAGACGCAAGCUAUUAAUGUCCCUCAACAGGGAGAAGAAAGACUAAUAUGUUGCCCAAUGAGGUCACAAACUUCAGCCUUUAGCCAGGAACUGAGAAGUGGCUGCUUUUUUUUUUCCUUUGGUGAAAAGAUCACACUAGCCAGUUGUUUUGGUACUUUCUAAAUGACAACAGCAUGUUUGAUGUUCAUUACAUAAAACCCACACCAAGCCUUCCUGCUCUCCACUGUACAGGAUUAUCUUGAAGUGUAAUUAGCAUAUUGUAUAUUAAUUGAGAAUUGUCCUGUUAUUUCAGAUCAGCCCAAUUAUUGGACACCACCGUAUACUAGGAUUAUUAUAGGAUAUUGAACUAUAUCUCUCCUCUGAUUUGCCUCAGAUUUGCUCUCAUAUGUUGUUGUUGAUUAAUUGACUAUAAAGUAUUUUGUACAAUGGUAACCAGCACCAUUCACUAGUUCAUGAAAUUCUGCAUUUUUUUUGUCAGAAUGAAUGUACAAAAUUACAUUAAUAAUACUUUGAUGCUGAAGUCCUUGCCUUUCAUGUUUACAAAAUAUUUAUUUUCUUUUUUCAAAUCAUACUGAAUGAUUGUCGACUAAUAAAUAUUAACACAUUAUGGUUUAAAUUUGUCCUGAAAAACCUUAAGUGACAUGGUCAUUUCUGUUGGUCAUUUUGGGGAGCCCUUUUUAUCAUGACUUGAUGAUCUUAUGUGUUUGAGGCCACACUCAACAUGACUGUAUAAACAUCAAAUAUCUACAGUGCAGCUGUUUGGACACGGCCCGUGAUUAGAGACAGGAGGGGGUGUUCUGCUGUCCUCAAAUUGAACAGCAGGGACACUGGGCAUCUUUUAUUGGGUUUUGAGUCAGUAGUAAAGUCUCAUUACUAUCCCAAGUUAUUGUAACUGUGACCUUAUUUUCAUAUCACCUGUAAAUUGUUAGUGUUUUACUGACUGUUCCACAGGUGCAUGUGUAAUAAUUGUUUAUGUAUGACUGAAGCAUGAAAAACAUUGUUUAAACCCUUACCAAUAAAGAUCUGUAGAGCUUA
Messenger RNA from Labeo rohita (rohu), 3065 nucleotides. It is a transcript of the gene slc60a2b, whose product is annotated as major facilitator superfamily domain containing 4B. Gene Ontology annotation, biological process: transmembrane transport. NCBI's taxonomy places the organism in Eukaryota, Metazoa, Chordata, Actinopteri, Cypriniformes, Cyprinidae. The record is from RefSeq and is a predicted model, not a curated record. Bases 259 to 2076 code for a protein of 605 amino acids. The transcript is spliced from 4 exons.